Molecule: messenger RNA, 2496 nt
Organism: Medioppia subpectinata
Lineage: Eukaryota; Metazoa; Arthropoda; Arachnida; Sarcoptiformes; Oppiidae
Source: the annotation of a GenBank genome assembly
AGCAAUUUCAGUGUCAAAGAAGUGGCGCAAACACUGAACGGCAUUAACACUCAGGGAGAGAAUAUCGCCGAUAACGGCGGUGUCAUUCAGUCUUACCGGGCUUACCAGAAGUAUGUGCUGGAGAACGGAGCGGAACCCCAGCUGCCGGCCAUUGACUUAUCUCCCGAGCAAUUGUUUUGGGUCAGUUCAGCCGUACAGUAUUGCUCAAAAGCGACCAAACAGUAUUUGGCACUUCAGGUGGUGACCGAUAGUCACAGUCCCAGUAGACAAAGAGUGAAUGGUGUCGUCUCUAAUUCGGAUGAGUUUUCCAAAGUAUUCAACUGUCCGUCCGGUGCGCCCAUGAAUCCGGUCAACAAGAUAAUCCAAUCAUUGGACGAGAGUGUGUCUCCUUGUGAUGACUUUUAUCAAUUCACUUGCGGUCAAUGGAUGGCAUCGACGCCAAUACCGGACGACAAAUCGUCGCUCAACUCAUUCAAUGAAUUGCAAGAAGUUAUUAAUUACAGAAUCAAAGAUCUUUUAGAUGAUAGUGAAAUCAAGGAGAGGGCUAAUAAUGAUCUCGAUUUUAUACAAAAGGCUAAGGAUUACUAUCAAAGUUGUAUGAAUACAAGUGAGUUGUUUAUAAGUGGAAAUUAUAUCAUGACAAAAAUAAUACAAAUGGAUAUCAGUAUUACAAUUAAAAAGUACACUUUAAUUGAAGAAAGAGGCUCUGAGCCACUGUUAGAUCUAUUGGAUCAGAUUAUUGGCCAAAAUGAGUGGCCACUGCCACUCGGGUCAGCGGACAACACAUCGGUGGCCAUUGGUUGGCAGGAGUUGUACUUAAAAUUACGAGACUUUGGUCUUAUAAACACAAUGCUAUUCUCGCUGUCCGUCUCAACAGAUGUUAGAAAUAACACGAGAAAAGUGCUUUCGUUAGAUCAGCCAUCGUUUGGACUGAACAGGGAUUUGUUGGUCAACGAAGAAACCGGGUCUUCAUAUGUGGCGUACAGGGAUUUAAUGAUCAAAUCCGGACUCAAACUCAUGAAAUAUAAUACAAAUGUGUCUCAAAUUGAGACCACAAUAGACUCAAUACUCGCGUUUGAGAGACAAUUAGCUAAUAUAUCAAUGGCUAAGGAAUUGAGACGCAAUCUAACAGUUAUAUUAUAUGAAGAUAAGAUGGAUUUUGAUUUUGAUAUAACAGAUGACAUCUCUCUCGAUAGCUCAACCCAUAGAGAAGAACGAGAUUAUCUCAAAUCGAUCGAUUGGUUAAAAAUAAUCGCACACUUUGUCGGCGAUAACAUCACAGACACGGAUGAGAUAAUCCUAAACGACACCAGUUUUAUACACCGAUUGAAUCAAUUGGUUAACGAUACCGACAACGGAUUUAAUAUUGAAUGGAUUAGGCUUUUAGUGAAUUACAUGGUUUGGAGAGUUAUUCUCUCGAAACACAUGUCUUUGAGCGAAGAGUGGACACAAAUGAGGCGCCAGUUUGAGCAGGUAAUCCACGGCACCGCUAGUCCCAGACCUCGUUGGUAUCAAUGCGUUAAAGCGGUGGACAACGCCAUGACAUUACUCGUAUCGCAUCUCUAUGUCAGGCAUUAUUUUAGGCCUCAGAUUAAACAAAAGGCAUCGGAACUGAUAGAAAGUGUGAGAUUAGAGUUUAAACACACGCUAACGGAAAUGGAUUGGUUGGACAAUCAGACAUUGGAGCGGGCGUUGGAUAAACUGGCCAGGAUGCGAAUUGUUGUCGGUUACCCUGAUGAUAUUUUAAAUAGCACUGCUGUUGAUAGCAUUUAUAGUGGCUUAUCCGUAAACGCUUCGGACUUUUUCGGCAAUAUAUUGACAAUAACUCAAUGGAAACAGAAUUUGUCGUUUCAAUCGCUUAAUAAACUCAAUGAUAUUAAUGAUCACGGCCGACACUUUGACGGCGACGGGAAUCUGAACUACUGGUGGGCCGGGAAUACCGAUCAGCGAUACCGGCAAAAGGCCAAGUGUUUUGUGCAGCAAUACGGCGAGUAUCACGUGAACGGUGUGGGACUCACUGUGAACGGCGCUCGCACUCAGGCCGAGAAUAUUGCCGACAACGGAGGCAUCAAAUUGGCGUUUAAAGCCUACAGGGCUUUCGUCAAAGAGCGCGGACCAGAACUCCCACUCCCAGCUCUACCCUAUACAACGGAUCAGCUGCUGUGGAUCAGCUAUGGUGUCCACUAUUGCGCCAAACAUAACACGGAAAGUCUCCGAAAUCUUAUUUUGAAUGACUCUCACACUCCUAAACAAUAUAGGAUUAACGGCGCUCUAUCCAACUCCGAUGAUUUCUCUCGAGUUUUUAACUGUCCAUUCGGUACACCAAUGAAUCCUAUGGCUAAGUGCUCUUACUUACGCCACUAUAAAUGCUAUCAACAGCAGUGCUAUUUAAAAUAUCAUCAGGGUAACCGACAACAAUUCGCAUCCUGGCCAGUUUAUCCAACGCCCGCUCCAGUGUCUGAUUGUCCAACCAAUCCAUUUCCGUUAGCGUGUGUU